Coprinopsis cinerea okayama7#130 is the source of this 1203-nucleotide messenger RNA. RefSeq lists its product as hypothetical. Bases 1 to 1203 code for a protein of 400 amino acids. The record is from RefSeq and is a predicted model, not a curated record. The transcript has 2 exons. Lineage: Eukaryota; Fungi; Basidiomycota; Agaricomycetes; Agaricales; Psathyrellaceae.
AUGGCUACCGAUCCUCUCCCCGAGCCUCGCUUGUUCAACAUCGAAGGGCCAGUCCCAAGCGUCGGGUUUCUGGGCGGUCUCCCAUGUGGAGGAUUUCUCAUGUUUUGGGGUCGAGAUGGAGGCGUUUGGUACCAGCGAGCAGGAGGACCAUCACGGCUUCUGGUCCCUUCUGCCUGCGACGAGGCGAAGUUGGCCUCAGAUCAUGGUCUCGAUAUGUGUGUUUCGCUGGAUCUCCUCUCGGACUGUUCCGUUGGAGACGCGUACUCAAGAGAGGAAUCUCUCUUUCCAACGGCAUUCAACAUGGCUGUCCUUACUCAGCCUAGCAGCUUUGCCGUGCCCCCAACUGAUAGAACUAUCAUCAUCCAAAUCUGGCGAGUCGACGUGGAGGUGGAACACACCAAUGGCGAGGUGUUGGGAUACAGUGCUCGGUUGUUAGGCUCGUUCAUUGAGCCCGACAGGCGACGCUUCUGCUACUCAAUGUCGUUGCACGGAACCCAUAUCGCGUACUUCACAGGCAGACCUCACGAUGUACAAGUUGUCUUCAUCCUUGAUUGGACAACUUGCGACACUGCGAAUGUAUCUCGCGUUGUAGUCAGCGGGGUCGGUGGUACGGCCGGAAUUCUACUUCCCAACGACUGUCUGUUUGUCAGCGCACGUCAGAGUGUCCAGAUUUGGAGCUGGGGGUCUUUGGCUCCCACUCCCCUCGUUCCCGAGGCCUACCGCAGUUGGACAUCAAGAGAAGCCAAGUUAUUGUGGGCAUCCCCGUCCAUCAGAGCCCCUCACGUCAGGCACUGCAACCUUUUCCCAUAUUUUGUCCACGAUUCCACCCGCAUCGUCAUACCUAGCUAUGAUGGUCUCCUUGGAUUCAAAAUCCCGUUAUCAUCCUUGCACGCAGGCUCCAGCGUAACACCCGAAAUGAUUCACCUCUCCAAAGGUCCAGUUCAAUCCGAAGAAUAUCAGUAUUGGUUCGGCUACCGAGCAGGAAUACAAUACGAUAACCCCUCCGAAUCCUACGUUGUUUAUCAAUAUUCCUGGGAGGGGCAAGGCGAAACGGUCGAGCUCUCCCGAGCAUGUUUGCCCUCAUUCGAGGGCGAAUUUCACACAGGCGCUGGAAUUUAUUAUGACGAUGCCCAUGGAUGUUUGGCUGCAUUUGGCUUUGGGCUCGAGCACGGCGUGUCCUUUUCUCUGUCCGCGAUCUCGUAG